Molecule: messenger RNA, 1200 nt
Organism: Trematosphaeria pertusa
Lineage: Eukaryota; Fungi; Ascomycota; Dothideomycetes; Pleosporales; Trematosphaeriaceae
Product: ATP-dependent RNA helicase fal1
Exons: 3
Coding region: 1-1200 (399 amino acids)
Cellular component (GO): nucleolus; catalytic step 2 spliceosome
Molecular function (GO): mRNA binding; ATP binding; RNA helicase activity
Source: RefSeq, a predicted model, not a curated record
AUGGCCGAGGGCAUCGAUCGCAACGUGGACGAGAAGAUGGAGUUCACCACCUCCAAGGAGGUCACGGUGGCGCCCACCUUCGAGGCCAUGCACCUGAAGGAGAACCUCCUGCGCGGCAUCUACGCAUACGGCUACGAGUCGCCUUCAGCCGUGCAGUCGCGCGCCAUUGUCCAGAUCUGCAAGGGCCGCGACACCAUCGCGCAGGCACAGUCCGGCACGGGCAAGACGGCCACCUUCUCCAUCUCCAUCCUCCAGGUUAUCGACACGGCUGUCCGCGAGACGCAAGCUCUCGUCCUUUCUCCCACGCGCGAGCUUGCGACCCAGAUCCAGUCGGUCAUCAUGGGCCUCGGCGACUACAUGAACGUACAGUGCCACGCUUGCAUCGGAGGCACGAACGUCGGAGAGGAUAUUCGCAAGCUCGACUACGGCCAGCACGUUGUGUCCGGCACCCCAGGCCGCGUCGCCGACAUGAUUCGCCGCCGCAACCUCCGAACGCGCAACAUCAAGAUGCUGGUUCUGGACGAGGCUGACGAGCUGCUCAACCGGGGCUUUCGCGAGCAAAUCUACGACGUAUACCGCUACCUACCUCCGGCUACUCAGGUGGUCGUCGUUUCGGCUACCCUUCCAUACGACGUCCUCGAGAUGACGACUAAGUUUAUGACGGACCCGGUGCGCAUUCUCGUCAAGCGCGACGAGCUGACCCUCGAAGGCCUCAAGCAGUACUUCAUCGCCAUCGAAAAGGAAGAGUGGAAGUUCGACACGCUGUGCGACCUGUACGACACGCUCACAAUCACCCAAGCCGUCAUCUUCUGCAAUACGCGCCGCAAGGUCGACUGGUUGACGGACAAGAUGCGCGAGGCGAACUUCACCGUAUCCUCGAUGCAUGGAGAUAUGCCGCAGAGGGAGCGCGACAGCAUUAUGCAGGACUUCCGCCAGGCCAACUCCCGUGUGCUGAUUUCCACCGACGUCUGGGCGCGAGGAAUCGAUGUUCAACAGGUCUCCCUCGUCAUCAACUACGAUCUCCCCUCGAACCGUGAGAAUUACAUUCACAGGAUUGGCCGAAGUGGGCGAUUCGGGCGGAAGGGCGUCGCCAUCAACUUCGUUACCCAAGAAGACGUUCGCAUUCUACGAGACAUUGAGCUCUACUACUCGACUCAGAUCGACGAGAUGCCCAUGAACGUCGCAGAUCUGUUGGCGUAG